Molecule: messenger RNA, 5846 nt
Organism: Hippocampus zosterae (dwarf seahorse)
Lineage: Eukaryota; Metazoa; Chordata; Actinopteri; Syngnathiformes; Syngnathidae
Gene: cntnap2a
Product: contactin associated protein 2a
Exons: 27
Coding region: 29-4204 (1391 amino acids)
Source: RefSeq, a predicted model, not a curated record
CAGGUUACCUCGUGAGAACCAGAGCUUCAUGCCAUCCCGUUUCUUUGGCCGUCCGCGUUUUGUUUCCGUCACCUUCACCUGCGUCGGUGGGCGGAGCCUCCUCCUCCCCCACAGUCCACCGAUUGACCUGAUCGCGGUAGUGCACCGUGACGGACGCCGAAAGUUGAGGACGCCCGAAGCAAAGUGGACGCAAAAAGCAGCAACCGCUUCGGCGCCGACCGCGAAGAUGCACCGUCCUGGAGGAGGACCGGCGUUGUUCCUGCUGUCGGCUCUGUGGAUUUUCUGCGACGUCAACUGCGUGCGAGGAGCUUUGCCAACAAGCGCAAAAUGUGACAAUGCACUGGCCUCCCCAUUGCCGCACACGGCCUUUUCCAGCUCGUCUGUCUUCUCAAAUGGAUAUGCACCUGGUUAUGCAAAGCUCAACAGGCGAGGAGGUGCAGGUGGCUGGUCUCCACUCGAUAGCGAUCACUACCAGUGGCUGCAGGUGGACCUGGGCGCCCGAAAACAACUGAGCGCCAUUGCCACGCAGGGUCGCUACAGCAGCUCCGAUUGGACGACGCGCUACCGUCUGCUCUACAGUGACACGGGAAGGAACUGGAAACCUUAUCAGCAGGAUGGCAACAUUUGGGCCUUCUCUGGAAAUUCCAACUCGGAGAGCGCGGUUCGACACGAGCUGCAGCACGGAAUCGUGGCUCGCUUCCUGAGGCUGGUCCCCCUGGAGUGGAGCAAAGAGGGCAGGAUUGGUCUUCGCGUAGAAGUCUACGGCUGUUUGUACUGGGCGGACAUGAUCAACUUUGAUGGACAGGGUGUGAUCUCGUAUCGUUUCAAGGUGAAGAAGAUGAAGCUCAUCAAGGACGUGAUCGCACUCAGGUUCAAGACGUCGGAGAGCGAGGGGGUGAUUCUUCAUGGAGAGGGCCAGCAGGGGGACUACAUCACCUUAGAGCUGCGCAAGGCCAAGCUGCUGCUGCAGAUCAACCUGGGCAGCAACCAGUACGGCUCUAUUCUGGGUCAUACCUCGGUGACGACGGGCAGCCUCCUGGAUGACAACCACUGGCACUCGGUGGUGAUCGAGCGCUACCGGCGCAAUGUCAAUUUCACUCUGGACAGACACACUCAGCACUUCAGGACCAACGGGGAAUUCGACCACCUCGACUUGGACUAUGAGUUGAGCUUCGGGGGGAUGCCAUACAGCGGCAAACCAGUCGGAGUUGGGCGCAAGAACUUUAAAGGCUGCAUGGAGAGCAUCAACUACAACGGAGACAACAUUACUGACCUGGCCCGAAGGAAGAAGCUGGACACCUCGAGUUUUCGUAACCUGUCCUUUUCCUGUGUGGAGACGCACUCCUUCCCCGUCUUUUUUAAUGCCAGCAGCUUCCUCCAGCUGCCCGGUCGAGCCGCUCACAACCUCGUAUCGGUGGGUCUGCAGUUUCGUACGUGGAAUCCACACGGGCUACUGCUCUUUAGUAACCUUGACGAUGGAACGCUGGAAAUGUCACUGGAAAAUGGCAAGGUGGUCCUUCACAUCAAUGUGACCGGGGCCGCCAGGCAUUACAUGGUGGACUUGACGUCAGGCUCGGGCCUGGACGACGGCCAAUGGCACGCCGUGCGUUUGGUGGCCAAGGAGAAUUACGCCGCCUUGAUGAUAGAUGGCGACGAGGCUUCUGCCGGCCGUUCCACGUCGCCGCUCUCGAUCACCACGGGAGGAACGUAUCACCUGGGAGGGUAUUUUCUCCAGACGCUUUUCCCGCCGUCUCAACGCUUCUUCCAGGGUUGCAUGCAAGCCAUCGUAGUGGACGACCAACCGGCUGAUUUGCAUGCUGUGGAGAAAGGCACAGUUGGAGCUUUUGAGAACGUCAGCCUGGACAUGUGUGCCAUCAUCGAUAGAUGUAUGCCUAAUCAUUGCGAGCAUGGCGGUCGCUGUCAACAGACCUGGGACACAUUCAGCUGCACUUGCGAUGGAACAGGAUACAGCGGCGCCACCUGCCACACUUCUCUCUAUGAGCCGUCAUGUGAGGCCUACAAGCAUUUAGGCCGGUCCUCGGACACUUACUGGAUCGACCCCGAUGGCAGCGGACCUUUGGGCCCCCUCAAAGUUCAUUGCAACAUGACAGAGGACAGAGUGUGGACUGUCGUCACGAACAACCUUCCGCCCAAAACGACAGUGACCGGUUCCAGUCGAGAAAGGCGCACCAUCCUCCAAGUCAACUACAGUGCCUCCAUGGACCAGGUGACAGCAAUCACCAGCAGCGCAGAACACUGUGAGCAACAAAUCACAUACAGCUGCCGGAGGUCCAGACUGCUGAACACACCAGGCGGGACCCCCUACACAUGGUGGGUGGGCCGCGGCAGUGAAAAGCAUUUCUACUGGGGGGGCUCGGGUCCCGGCAUCCAGAAAUGUGCCUGCGGCAUGGACCGAAACUGCACCGACCCCAAGUAUGACUGCAAUUGCGAUGCCGACCACUCCGAAUGGAGAGAAGAUUCUGGUCUUUUGGCAUAUAAGGAACACCUGCCGGUCAGCCAGGUUGCGGUGGGCGACACCAACCGAGCUGGCUCCGAGGCCAAGCUCACCGUGGGGCCCUUGCGCUGCCAGGGAGAUGAUAACUACUGGAACGCCGCUUCCUUCACCACCCCAUCGUCCUACCUUCACUUUGCCACCUUCCAGGGGGAGACCAGUGCUGACAUCUCAUUCUAUUUCAAGACCAGUGCGCCGUACGGGGUCUUCCUGGAAAAUCUUGGAAACACAGAUUUCAUCCGUUUGGAGUUGAAAUCUCCACACGUUGUCUCGUUUUCCUUCGAUGUGGGAAACGGCCCGGUGGAGUUAGCGGUGCAUUCCGACGCUCCCCUCAACGACGACCAGUGGCACCGCGUGACGGCCGAGCUCAACAUCAAGGAGGCCCUUCUCCAGCUGGACCAAACUCAUCGCGUCUCGCGGCCGGCGCCGGCGCAAGGGCACACGCGUUUGGAACUCUUCAGCCAGCUCUACGUGGGUGCCGCGGGGGGCCAGAGGGGCUUCCUGGGCUGCAUUCGAGCUCUACGGAUGAACGGCGUCACCCUUGACCUGGACGAGAGGGCCAAGGUGACGCCCGGGGUCAAGCCCGGUUGCCGAGGCCAUUGUAGCAGUUACGGCGCGUAUUGCCGCAACGGGGGGAAGUGUGUGGAGAAGUACAACGGCUACUUGUGCGACUGCACCGCCACCGCCUACGAUGGCCCCUUCUGCACUCGAGACGUCGGAGGCUUCUUUGAGAUGGGGACGAUGGUCAGGUACGACUUGCUCCCGGAAGCUGCGGCGGGAGCCCCGACGGACUCCGAGGUCCUCGCGAGUCACCUGAUGUCGCAGGAAGUCAACUUGACCAAAGAGGAAGUGACCUUCAGCUUCAGCGCGUCAAGUGCCCCCGCCAUUUUGAUGUAUGUCAGCUCCAGGACGGAGGACUACAUGGCGGUGGUGUUGAGGCACAACGGUUCUCUGCAGGUGCGCUAUCAACUUGGAGGGCUGAAGGAGCCAUUUGCCAUCGAUGUCGACCAGCGGAACCUGGCCAACGGACAGCCACAUAGCAUCAAUUUGUCUCGCGUUGACAGAAGGCUCACCGUCCAGCUGGACCAUUACCCCGCGGUCAGCUACUCCCUUCCGGAUGCCUCGGACACCAAGUUCAAUCUGGUCAAGACCCUCUUCUUGGGCAAAGUUUAUGAAACGGGAUAUGUUGACCCGGUCGUGAUCCAGCGUUACAACGCCCCGGGCUUCGUGGGCUGCUUAUCGCGGGUGCAGUUCAACGGCGUCGCGCCGCUCAAGUCCGCAUUGAGGAGCGGGCCGCAGACGGCGCCCGCCCGGCCCGCGUCUUACCGGGGGAAACUGGUGGAGUCCAACUGCGGGGCGUCACCUCUCACCGUCCCACCAAUGUCGGCCGCAACUGACCCGUGGCGUCUGGACAACACAGACACAGAAUUUCCUUUUAAUGAGGAACGAGUGAUUCCCGAUGGAGUCAAUCGAGACUCGGCGAUCGUUGGAGGGAUCAUCGCGGUGGUCAUCUUCACCAUCUUAUGCACUCUGCUGUUCCUGAUCCGCUACAUGUUCCGCCACAAAGGCACCUACCACACCAACGAGGCCAAAAGUGGCGCCGAGCCCCCCGGAGAGUCUCCAGAAACGGCCAUUAUCGGCACGGAAAACCCGGAAACCAUUGAGGAAUCAAAGAAGGAGUGGUUCAUCUAACCAGCAUUGACGGCGCUCCCGGAGACGACGUGAGCCGUCUCGCCGUAAAGUCGCCAGCAUGAUGGAGACGCUUCAGUGCAAUGACCAGUCAUGGGAAGGAGAAAGAAAAGUCGUUGCGGUCGGACAAUAACCUCCCAAAGAGAGAGAGAGAGAAAGAGAGAUGUGUACAUUUUGUUUUUUGUUUUUUUCUUACAAACUGUAUAUGUAUAUCGAGAGUGUCGGAACUGACGGACUCAGGCAAGUGUUGCUCCACGAGGCUGUCCGUGUAAAUCCUAACUGGCUUGUCCUUUGUCUCGUGCUCGGGAGUUUUAUGGAGUCCUUUGAAUACUGUAUAUGACUAAUAGUUAUAUUUACGGGCUUGUGUGAUGGGACAAAAUCGCCGUUAGUUUUGAGAAAAAAAAAAAAAAAGAGAUCUAAUCAUCACGCCAAACGAUUAGCAUUUGGUUUUUGCAGACUGUCGUUUGUGCCAGCCUGCCUUUGUUUAAUAUACUGGGAUUUAUUUUUGUUCAAAGAUUUAUUGAGAGAGUCCGUGACAUCCAUACGAAUCUAUCGAGGAGUGUCCGAGCUGCACCGGAAAAAAAAAAAAAAGUUGCACUCUUAUGUGAAAAAAAAAAAUCCAAUAAAAAUCCAGUGAACCGGAUGAGUGAUUGUCAAAAUUUUCCCACUAGUCCUUCAAGUCAUCAGCCGCCGUGUUGCUCAAGGGCUGCGUGAUAACCGUAAAUGAAUCGAAAACACUUCUGGCUGCAAAAGUGCCAAAUUCAUUGGAAGUGAUUCUCAGGAACAAGACACGUGAAACACGUCAUCUCCAUGUGGCAAAACAAACACCCAGAACAAACGAUGUUGCGUCCCAAUCGGCUGACUUUUUAUUUUAUUUUAUUUGAUUUUAUUUUUUUCACAUGAGAUUGCAGCUUACUCGCUGGAUUGGAAAGGAGAUAUGUUUAUUUUGUGAGACUGCCAGAAUACUCCUUCGUCCUCGUCCUUUUGCCAAUGACGUCAUGUAUGUAUCAAAGUGAGCUUGAUGUCAACUCCGACAUUUGGUUGUUCGGGGGCCGCGCCGGUGUUUUCUCCAAGCAUGAUGAGAAUUUUUUUUAUCGCAGCUGGUUGCGUUGGUUUUUCGCUCGUGGUCGCAGCUUUCUUUGAAUCCUAUGGUUUUUUUUCUCUUUGCCAAACGGUCCCCACGAUUGUCUUUGCCGAGGACAAUUUCACACACCGACGCCCGGCUGUUGAUAAAAGAGGUCCGGCCAUAAUCGGAGAACCAAAAAACUCAACCCGGUUUGUUUCUCCUGCAUUGAAAUUACAAUUUCGACGAGCUGCCAAACGUGUUUGCUUCGUAUUUGUUACUUGCGAACGUGCGCGUGCCAUGACGACGUUUUUGCGAAAGCCCUCUCACAGCUGGAUCUGGCCAUCCGCCUUUUACUUUGGCCUCAAAUGCGACUUGAAUGGCCGAAGGCAAACGAGGAGCGACUUCCUUUUCUCGAAUCGCGAGCGUCCCCGCCAGAUAGAACGGAAUCACACAUUUGCCCUCCCAAAGGGGGUCCAAACAUGAGAAUGAGGAGUAGCGUAGCCAUAACCCGAAUGCUUUUUUUUUGUUUUUUUUUAUCCGCUCUGUUCAGUUCAAUAAAGAGUGUUUGAUCUUUGACAA